AUCAAAGCGGCGCAUCCUGAGGCAGGUGGGGGUGCCUGUGGAAGAGGGAAGGCAGGCGACUGGUUAGGGCUUGGCUCGGGAGGCCGGCGGAGCAGCAACUGCAGAAACAGGCAGUGGCAGAGAGGGAAUGGUGCCUGGAGGCGCCGAGGAGGAGGCGCAGUCCGUCCCUCUCAGGGUUAGUGAAUGAGGCUCUCCGCCCGGGCCGGCCCGGGGACUCUGCGCUGCGGGUCCCAAGCAUGAGUGCGGGCCCCGGCUGUGAGCCCUGCACCAAGCGACCCCGCUGGGGCGCCGCUGCAACUUCUCCGCUGGCCGCCUCGGACGCCCGGAGCUUCCCCGGCAGGCAGAGGCGCGUCCUCGAGUCCAAGGACGCUCCCGUGCAGUUCAGGGUCCCACCGUCCUCGUCAGGCUGCGUCCCGGGGCGGGCGGGACCGCACAGAGGCAGCUCCACCUCGCUUGUUUUCAAACAAAAGACUAUUACCAGUUGGAUGGACACUAAAGGAAUCAAGACAACUGAAUCAGAAAGUUUGCAUAGUAAAGAAAACAACAAUACAAGAGUAGAAUCCAUGAUGAGUUCUGUACAAAAAGAUAACUUUUAUCAACAUAAUAUGGAAAAAUUAGAAAAUGUUUCUCAGCUAAGUCUUGAUAAAUCACCUGUUGAAAAAAGUACACAGUAUUUGAACCAGCAUCAGACUGCAGCUAUGUGUAAGUGGCAAAAUGAAGGGAAACAUACAGAGCGGCUUUUAGAAAGUGAGCCUCCGACAGUAACUCUGGUGCCAGAGCGGUUCAGUAAUGCUAACGUUGAUCAGUCGCCUGGAAAUGAUGAGCACAGUGACACAGAUAGUGAGGGAAGUAGAGAUAACCAACAAUUUUUGACACCUGUAAAGUUUACAAAUACAAAGCAGACCACAGAAGGUGAGCAGGCCAGAGAAGCCAGAAGCCACCAGAAGUGUAGCAAGUCUUGCCAUCCUGUAGAAGACUGUGCAGGUUGUCAGCAGGAAGAGAUAGAUGUGGUGCCAGAGAGUCCCUUGUCAGACAUCGGCUCUGAGGAUGUUGGUACUGAACUGAAAAAUGCCAACAAAUUGAGUAGACAAGAGAGUAGUUUAGGAAAUUCUCCUCCUUUUGAAAAAGAAAGUGAACCUGAGUCACCAAUGGAUGUAGAUAAUUCCAAAAAUAGUUGUCAGGACUCAGAAGCAGAUGAAGAGACAAGUCCAGGUUUUGAUGAGCAAGAAGAUAGCAAUUCCUCCCAAACAGCAAGUAAACCUUCAAGGUUCCAAGCAAGAGAAGCCGACACUGAAUUGAGGAAGCGGUCCUCUUCUAAAGGAGGUGAAAUUCGUUUACAUUUUCAAUUUGAAGGAGGAGAGACUCGGAGUGGAAUGAAUGAUUUAAAUCCCAGACCACCUGGAAGUACUUCUAGCUUGAAUGUAGAAUGUAGGAAUUCCAAGCAACAUGGGAAAAAGGACUCUAAAAUCACAGAUCAUUUCAUGAGAAUGCCCAAAGCAGAGGACAAAAGAAAAGAACAAUGUGAAAUCAAGCAUCAAAGAACAGAAAAGAAGAUACCUAAAUACAUUCCACCUCACCUUUCUCCAGAUAAGAAAUGGCUUGGAACUCCUAUUGAGGAGAUGAGAAGAAUGCCUAGGUGUGGGAUCCGGCUGCCUCUCUUGAGACCAUCUGCCAAUCACACAGUAACUAUUCGGGUAGACCUUUUGCGAGCAGGAGAAGUUCCUAAACCUUUUCCAACACAUUUUAAAGAUUUGUGGGACAACAAGCAUGUUAAGAUGCCUUGUUCAGAACAAAACUUGUACCCCGUGGAAGAUGAAAAUGGUGAGCGAACUGCAGGGAGCCGGUGGGAGCUCAUUCAAACUGCACUUCUCAACAAAUUCACACGACCCCAAAACCUGAAGGAUGCUAUCCUGAAAUACAAUGUAGCAUAUUCUAAGAAAUGGGACUUUACAGCUUUGGUUGAUUUCUGGGAUAAGGUACUUGAAGAAGCAGAAGCUCAACAUUUAUAUCAGUCCAUUUUGCCUGAUAUGGUGAAAAUUGCACUCUGUCUGCCAAAUAUUUGCACCCAGCCAAUACCACUCCUGAAACAGAAGAUGAAUCAUUCCAUCACAAUGUCACAGGAACAGAUUGCCAGUCUUUUAGCUAAUGCUUUCUUCUGCACAUUUCCACGACGAAAUGCUAAGAUGAAAUCCGAGUAUUCUAGCUACCCAGACAUUAACUUCAAUCGGUUGUUUGAAGGACGUUCAUCAAGGAAACCAGAGAAGCUUAAAACACUCUUCUGCUACUUUAGAAGAGUCACAGAGAAAAAACCUACUGGCUUGGUGACAUUUACAAGACAGAGUCUUGAAGAUUUUCCAGAGUGGGAAAGAUGUGAAAAACCCCUGACUCGAUUGCAUGUCACUUAUGAAGGUACCAUAGAAGGAAAUGGUCAAGGCAUGCUACAGGUGGAUUUUGCAAACCGUUUUGUUGGAGGUGGUGUAACCGGUGCAGGACUUGUACAAGAAGAAAUCCGCUUUUUAAUCAACCCCGAGUUAAUUGUUUCACGGCUCUUCACUGAGGUGCUGGAUCACAACGAAUGUCUUAUCAUUACAGGUACAGAACAGUACAGUGAAUACACAGGCUAUGCUGAAACGUAUCGUUGGGCCCGAAGCCAUGAAGAUGGGAGUGAAAGGGAUGCCUGGCAGCGGCGCGGCACUGAGAUCGUCGCCAUCGAUGCCCUUCACUUCAGACGCUACCUCGACCAGUUUGUGCCCGAGAAAAUCAGACGAGAGCUUAACAAGGCUUACUGUGGAUUUCUCCGUCCUGGAGUUUCUUCAGAGAAUCUUUCUGCAGUGGCCACAGGAAAUUGGGGGUGUGGUGCCUUUGGUGGUGAUGCUAGAUUAAAAGCCUUAAUACAGAUAUUGGCAGCUUCUGUAGCUGAGCGUGAUGUAGUUUAUUUCACCUUUGGGGACUCAGAAUUGAUGAGAGACAUUUACAGCAUGCACACUUUCCUUACUGAAAGGAAACUAACUGUUGGAGAAGUAUAUAAGCUGUUGCUCCGGUAUUACAAUGAAGAAUGCAGAAACUGUUCCACCCCUGGACCAGACAUCAAGCUUUAUCCAUUCAUAUAUCAUGCUGUUGAGUCCUGUGCAGAGACCACCAACCAGCCAGGACAAAGGACUGGGGCCUGAGGAGCUGAGUAAAUAGAGAACCUCCUUCCACCUCUCACCAGAAACAUCCUGUUUGACUUGUCAGGUGUAAUAUACGAACUGACUUAACUUAAUAUGAAUGUGUAUAUAAUUCAGUUUGGUGGGCAAGGAUGCAAUCCCUUCCACACACAUGCAGUUGUCAGUUUGUACAUGUAAGCCCCCUCCAUCCUAACUUACACAGGCUUAAAUAUAUUUUGUUUGCAUUUUUUUCUGUUUCAGUCUUCAUCCUUCGGUUCUUCUUUCUUUUGCCCAUCAGAUUUCCUGUGAAAUCCCAUGAAAGGUUGUGCUCAGCCUGUCAGGUCUCUUUUUUGAUGCCUAUAUAUUAUGCACAUUGCCUCUGCAGCUAGCAGAUGCCAGGGGAGAAGUUGAAAACAAAGAGCUUUUUAACUGGGUUUGCUAAAGAUUUCCCUGUAAGCCUUUCACCUCCAACUCUCGUUAUGAUUGUGUUGUCUGUUUUGAAUUUUGAAAACGAAGAGUUGAGGAUUUUUUUCAGACAUGUUACAUAAUGCACAUCUCCUAGGUUAAAACGAUUUUGUAUUUCAGACAGAAUAACUUCCAGAUACAGUUCUUUUAAGACAGCACCUUGAUCUAUAAUGGUUUCUCGGUCCCUUCUUCCCUGAUCAAUUUUUAUUAAUACUGUUUUUGGAAACUGACCAAGGUGGAAGGAAAUGUACAAUAAAAGAGUUUCCCCAAAUGGUGUUUUUUAAAAAAAAGAAAAGAUGCAAGAGAGUUGCAGGAUUUCUCAUUUCUUGGGAUUUUGUUUUGUUUUGUUUUCAAAUUAGAAUUAUUGUUUGUUCUAUGGUGCUUGAGGCGUAUUCAUAUAACCAAAGUUUAGGAACUGGGAACUCAUGCUGAUUUGUACAUAUUGAAGUUUCUCUGGUAUUCAAAGGUUAUAUAGUUAAUAAAUUUUAAUUAACAAAUUAUUUGUCAGAAACUCCCACAUCAUCUAUAUUUUAUCUAUAAAUAUAAAUAUAUGUUCUUUAAGUGUGUCUGUGUGCAAGCACAUAAAAUCCAAAUAAAACUGGAGUUAUGGAAAAUGAUUAGAUUUAGGUUUAAUCAGGAGCUCUGUUUAAAAUCAUUUAUUUACAAUUGUGUCCAUUUAAAACUGGCAUCAAACAUAAACAAUAAUGUCUUUCAGAGGUUAAAAUGAAAGCUGAUUCUGCAUUAAUUGAGAGUAAAGUUUAAUCACGAAGCAUUUAUUCAUAUUUCUAAAAUAAUACUUCGCUGCUGAAGCUCCAGUUUAUCAUCAGCUAUCAGAAAAUGCUAUUGGAGGUUAAAUCCUAGUAAUAAGAAAUUUUGAUAGAUGGUCCAAACUCCUGGUGUCAGUAUUGGCAGGAAAAAAUGGGACCAUGGCCAAUGUCUGCAGUUCUUUUUUUGUGUAGAGAUUGAGAGGUUAAUGGAAUUUGGCACCUGAUGGCAGCCACUUGUCAUUAACGAAGUUCUUUACCAUAGUAACUAAGAUUUUUAAUCAUCUCCCUAAAUCCAAGGUGUCUGGCUUCAUUUCUACUGAUACUAAAGUCUUCUCUUUCCGUCCCAACCCAUUCGGAGCUUUGGUUAAGCAUUCAUGGUUAUAUUUCAUUUCUUUUUUCUGUUUCCAUAUCUUUUCCUCUUACCCAGCCCCAGGACUAAGUGAACAGUUCUUUAAAACAUUACAUGAACAGUAUAGGAUGGUUCAUGUGGUAGAGAAAUCAUUAAAUCCAGGUAAGAAGACCACCUAGCCUAAUAUUCCAGAACAUAGAAUCUAAGACUGAACUCUUAGUGCUAAACAGGCUUAGUGACUAGGCCAUCUAUCUGAGUGCCUUUCUCUUUUGAGGGUUUUCCAAGAAUAAAACCUGCUUACUUUGUCCCAGUAUAUUCCAGGAUUGGGAUAAUUUAAUCAGAUGGAGCAUAAAGAGAAAUAAUGUCCAUUUUUUGAGGCAGGAUGAAUGCCUUCUGUAAAAAGAGGAAAAAAUCAGACGUCUAAUUAACAUUUGUCUAUUCUAAAACAUUCAACAGCAUCUUUUUAUUCCGUUAGGGGUUUAUUGUUUCAUUUCAAGUUGUUUACCCUUCCCUUCUUUCAUCUGUUGAGGCAUGAAACAAUAUUUUAGUUUAGAAUUCUUAAGUGGUUAAUAUAUAACUCACUUGCUUUACACUUUCUGUCUAGCUCACUCAGAUGCCCUUAACAGUUAAAGGAAGCAAUGUGGAGUAAUGGAAAGGAUAUGAGAUUUUAAAUCACACAAACUGGGUUUAAAUGCUAGCCACAUCCCUUGAUAAAUCUCUAAAUAAACUGAAUUUCUGAGCCUUAUUUAACUCAUCUAGAAAACGGGCUAUUAGCACUUAUUGGGAAAUGCUGUAUAUAAAGAAGUGCUUAUGGGGUCUGGCACAUAGUUGGUGCUCAAUAAAUGUCAACUGUUAUAAUUGACCAGGAAACAUUUAUGGAGCAUCUACUGUAUAUUAGGUACUGUACUAGUUGCUUCGCAUAUUUUAGCUCAUUUUUUCCAAUGGGCUAACAGAUGCCCAGAGGUUAGGGAAUGCCAUCUGAUACUCCAGAAGUUCAUUGUGAAAGGAGACUUACUCUGUCAUCUCUGGAGGAGACCUGAUAGAACAAAGGCUCUGACACUAUUUUUCUCUACCAAGUUCCUGCUAUAAGUUAUUCUUCAUAAGGAAUGACUAGUUAUCAGUGGGGUACAUUAAAAUGUCUCUGAGAGAAUUAUUUCUUUUUUUUUUUAGAUUUUAUUUAUUUAUUUGAAAGAGAGAGAAGGAGAGACAGUGAGAGAGCACAAGCAGGGAGGAGAGGGAGAAGCAGAGCAGGGAGCCUGAUGCGGAACUCGAUCCCAGGACCCUGGGAUCAUGACCUGAGCCAAAGGCAGACGCUUAACCGACUGAGCCACCCAGGCGCCCCAAAUUAUUUCUUUUCUUGCUGAUUGAAGUGACAUUAAGGGCAGGCAGACCCAAAUUGGUACUUAAAGGGGAGAUUGAAAAGGAGAUCUAACCAGGCUUCAUGACUGCUAUGCCAGGUAUUUCACCAAUAUUUAUUGCUUUGGAAACCAAAUAUUGAUUAAGCUGUCCCAGUGCAAGAAUAUGAUGGAGCAAAGAAGUAGUUGGGUUACAUUCUUUAAAACUUCAGUAGGAAGAGAAGCAGUUGUGUAUAGAUUCUCACCUGCUUUUUUUUCUUUCCUGUCUUUUCCAAUCUGUGUAGCUGCGUGUUCAUGACUUUUUUCUGAUAUAAGGAAAACCUGAAUCCUAGUUUGUCUGCUUUAAAGAUAAGUAAAGUUUAGAAGGCCUGUACGUUCUUCAUUUAACCUUGUGGAUCUUCCCUAAUCCUUUGUUUUUGGAAGUAAGGGAAAGACCAUCCAUUGCUGGCAUUUGAGCUCAAAUAUUUAAUCCUGUUCUUGUUUGGGGGCUAUAAGGGGAUUCCAGUGUGAUACUUAUUGGAACAAACUGCUAAAAUCCACUGACCCACUGCUGUUUUCUGUGCCUGUGACAGAGUGCCCUUUGUCCCCCCCAUCAGAUUCCCACACAGAUCUACUGAACCUCCAGAGCAGGUUUCCCAUACAAGAUAACCAAAACUGCUAUGUUCACCUGAUAAUUGGUUUUAUUUUUCCUGUUUAUUUUAAAUGUAGGAUUAUCAUCUCAUGACAAUUUUGAACUUGGGGAUAAGGAGAGGUCUGUGCUAAUGUCUACAUGAUUUUUGUAGGACAAGAUUAAAGAAAUUCUGAAUUCCCUUGUCACCACCUCUUUUUUCUCAAAUAGUUAUACCACUUUUGAGACGUUCAUGUGCAUGCUCUCAUUUUAAAUCUGUCAAGUAUGUCCGAGGCAUUUGGUGAAAGUUUUUACAUGUAGAUUUGUUAUUCCACAUUAGGCGUUAGGCAUGUAGAGAUAGUCACUGGCAUGAGGAACUUUCCAAAGGUAAAGAGAAUUCUGGCUGUAUUAGGUUUUCAUCCUGGCCAGGUUCCUAAGCUCAUGUUUCUUGGUGUUCAUUCCCUUUUCCUAGUUUCCAUCUUCUAAGAAAGCUCAAAUCAGGGACAGGGAAGAUGUCUUGAAGGUUCUGAGGACCACUGUCCUUCCAUCCAUUCACAUAUUCAUAAACACAGGUAUCUUCUAUGGGUAUCCACUGAACUUUCUGCUCAGGGAUACAAAGAUGAAUGACUUGUCCUCUGCACUCAGAUCUAAACUGACACACAGAGAGGGUAAGUGAUCUAAGACUCUAUAAAUAGUAUUUUCUUUUCACUACUCUGUUCCAAUUCAACAUAGAAAAAACAAUUGAAUUUUUGUGUUGUCAAUUUAGAAACUUGAAUAGACACCUGCACCAUGUCAGUUCACCACAAUGUUGAACUCCUUUACACAAUUUCCUCUGUUGGAGAGUUGUGUAAACAAAUGGGCUAACUUAUUAUGUAACAUUAAGAUGGGCUACCUUCAUGCCCUUUCUUGACAAUGUAGGAGCUGGCAUCCAGCGCCUGCCAUCUUGAUUCCUGCCAUGUCGAUUCCACUGGUUCUUGGAUUCUGAGGAAAUAGCACUGGAAGCUAAAAAGUAGAUUUCCUAAUGUAAAUGUACUUUUCCUUGUAGUAAGGAAAUGUUGGAUAGGUAAAAAGUCAAGUUUUAGCAGGAAUUAUAUUGCCUCCAUUUGAAUACUACAUAUUUAAUCUAUGAAAAAUGAAGAAAAUUAGUUUAACAAAUGAAUUUUACUUCAUAUCAAAAUAUUUCAAAAUAUGGUGAUAUUGGCGAUAGAAUAAUAAAAGGGGUCCUUGUGGUAAAAGGGUAGAGACCAUCAUAUCAGAAUGUUGCAUUUUCUGUUAAGGUUUGUAAUAGUAAGCUAUAAACUAGGACAUAAAUUUUCAAUAUUUGGGAAGAAAUAUAUUCACUGUAAAAUUGGUUAAACCCUGAUCUUGAACACAUGUGAAGCAUUUUCAUCAUGAUCUUGACCUCAUAGAGUAUCAUUUAUUCUACAAAUAGCAUAUCUCAUUAAUUACAAAAUAAACAUUUUUUCCACAUUGUAGCAUCUGAAAUUCAAAUAGUUCUAAAAAUUG
Zalophus californianus (California sea lion) is the source of this 8195-nucleotide messenger RNA. It is a transcript of the gene PARG, whose product is annotated as poly(ADP-ribose) glycohydrolase. Gene Ontology annotation, cellular component: cytoplasm; nucleus. The transcript has 18 exons. Gene Ontology annotation, molecular function: poly(ADP-ribose) glycohydrolase activity. Lineage: Eukaryota; Metazoa; Chordata; Mammalia; Carnivora; Otariidae. The record is from RefSeq and is a predicted model, not a curated record. Bases 237 to 3170 code for a protein of 977 amino acids. Gene Ontology annotation, biological process: nucleotide-sugar metabolic process; carbohydrate metabolic process; regulation of DNA repair.